UUGCAGUGCUUUUGCAGGCUCCCUUUUGUUUCUCCCUCCUCCCUGCCCCCACUGCCGGCCCUGCCUCCUCUGCAGACUGUGGCCAAGCAUCCAUACCCCAAGGUACGAAGGGACUUCUCUGUGGUGUCAUCAAUUGUACACUGCACGUUCAGCAGGCAAGCAAGCACGACACCUCUAUCGAGAGAAAUUAAGUUUCCCAAAGGUGAUCUGAGGAUGAAGCUCAUCAUGUGGUGUGUGGUGGUGGUUUUUCUAUGUUCAAGAACUAAGGAGAUGGUUAUGGAUAAAACCACAUCAUCAAGAUGGGAGUCGUAUCAGAUAGAAAAAGGAGAAAACUUCAUCCGACAUCUUAAAAGGCAUUCAGACGGAACCUUUGCCAAUGACCUCACCAACUAUUUUGAUAAGAAAAAGGCUAAAGACUUUGUGGAGUGGCUGACCAACAUCAAACGAGAAGGAUGUCGUGAGGAACUGCUUGAAAUAGCAGCAGAGGCAUAA
This is a messenger RNA of Menidia menidia (Atlantic silverside), 492 nucleotides long. The record is from the annotation of a GenBank genome assembly. Lineage: Eukaryota; Metazoa; Chordata; Actinopteri; Atheriniformes; Atherinopsidae.